CUGACAUGGGUGAACUGUGCCAGCGUGCGCUGGGCCACGCGGGUGCAGGACGUCUUCACGGCUGGGAAGCUGCUGGCCCUGGCGCUCAUCAUCAUCAUGGGCAUCGUGCAGAUCUGCAAGGGGCACUACUACUGGCUGGAGCCGCGACACGCCUUCGUGGCCUUCGCGCCGGUGGACGUGGGCACAGUGGCGCUGGCGUUCCUGCAGGGCUCCUUCGCCUAUGGCGGCUGGAACUUCCUCAACUACGUCACCGAGGAGCUGGUCGACCCCUACAGGAACCUGCCGCGGGCCAUUUUCAUCUCCAUCCCCCUGGUGACCUUCGUCUACGUCUUCGCCAACGUGGCCUACGUCACCGCCAUGUCGCCCCAGGAGCUGCUGGCCUCCAACGCCGUGGCCGUGAGCGUUUGGGGAGAAGCUGCUGGUGUUCAUGCCUGGAUGCAGCCCCAGUCGCCUGCCUCACCCCACAUCCUACAUGGCCCGGACCAUCAAGGUCAGCCUGUUCUUCCCCGCCUCUACCUGCUGUUCUGGGCCUCCUGCUGCUCUUCAGCCUGGGUCAAGCCAGUGGUGUGCGGCGUGGGGCUGGCCAUCAUGCUGAGCGGGGUGCCCGUCUAUGGGCUGGGCGUGCCUGGCGCCACAGCCGCCCGCCAUCUACGCCGGCUGGCGGCGGUAACUGCAGGUGGCAGAAGCUGUGUGGGUCGUGUCCUGAGAUGGAGCCCCCCAACCCGAGCGCACGGAACAGCUGGCCCUGUGCAACACUGGGCCCCAACAGCCCCACGACUGAGCCCCCCGCCCUGCCAUGGACUGCGCCCACGUGCCCACGGCGCCUGCCAGGGCCUGCUCACUCAUGGCCCCCACCCGCCCCAGGACCCCCGCCCGCUCCCCUCUAUCCGCUCCCCAUGA
This is a messenger RNA of Chelonoidis abingdonii (Abingdon island giant tortoise), 900 nucleotides long. Lineage: Eukaryota; Metazoa; Chordata; Testudines; Testudinidae. The record is from RefSeq and is a predicted model, not a curated record.